CCGGAAGAUUUUCUGCUGGCGACGGGUUUCAUCGAGAUAGAGAGGAUAAGAACAGUACCCUUAAUCAUGCGCCUCCUUACGGUUCUUGCCUUCGGUACUUUGUGUCUGUUACCCCUGGCGGUGUUGACUGAUGCAAAGCAUCUUCAAAGGCUACACAAAAGAACUAGUAGCGAUGAAUCAACGGAUGAAGUAGGCGAGGUACUUGCUGCAGGUAAUGGAGAGCAUCCAACUUCUCCAGAAAAGCAACCUCAAGCUAAAGAAAGCCAUCCGAACAAUGACCAGGCUUCUUCUGCUGCCCCAGCUACAAAAAAGGUACCCGAAGAAAAGAAACAAACCCUCCCAGAGCCAUCUACUGAAGAAGAGCAGAAAAAAGUUAACGGAAGCAGGUCCAAUGGAAGAGUGGGUCCAAGAAGACAAUUGUUUGGAAGACGAAAUACCAGAAAACGUCUACCGCCGCCCCACUCUCCAAGACGACCAAAACCCACACUGCCUUCUUUUAUUUCUCGCUCCAGGUCAAAGCCCAAUUCAUCAGUUGAUUCACCCAGAGAUGAGCGGGAUGAAUCUCAUAAUUCUGGUAAAACAGAGCAAAUAUCUCGUGAGCAUCAAGUGACACCUCCCAGACGUCAACGUCCCACAGAAACAAAUACUACGGCUUCUGCAAGACGUAGAAAGACGCCAACAAACCGAAGACGCUUUACGCGCAGAAGACAAGAAAGCAAUAAAGAGGGUGACAGUGAAUAGGAUUUUAAAUAUAGUAUUUUAUGUAUUACCUUUAUCAACUUUUAGUAAAAGAAAGCAUAAUUCAUUUUUUA
Molecule: messenger RNA, 812 nt
Organism: Limulus polyphemus (Atlantic horseshoe crab)
Lineage: Eukaryota; Metazoa; Arthropoda; Merostomata; Xiphosura; Limulidae
Product: serine/arginine repetitive matrix protein 1-like
Exons: 2
Coding region: 67-741 (224 amino acids)
Source: RefSeq, a predicted model, not a curated record